This is a messenger RNA of Daphnia pulicaria, 1731 nucleotides long. RefSeq names its product dihydrolipoyl dehydrogenase, mitochondrial-like. The record is from RefSeq and is a predicted model, not a curated record. Gene Ontology annotation, molecular function: flavin adenine dinucleotide binding; dihydrolipoyl dehydrogenase (NADH) activity. Lineage: Eukaryota; Metazoa; Arthropoda; Branchiopoda; Diplostraca; Daphniidae. The transcript is spliced from 10 exons. The coding region runs from base 97 to 1602 and encodes 501 amino acids. Gene Ontology annotation, cellular component: mitochondrion; oxoglutarate dehydrogenase complex.
CCUUUCUAGUACAGAUGGUGAUAGUGUCGCUGAACAGCUGAACAACUUCUGACCGCUGGAAAAAAGCUCGUGAAAUCGUGAAGAACUAAAAUAAAAAUGCAAGUUAAUAUUUUGAGUAAAUUGCCUCAAAAUCUUAAGGUCACUGCAGCUGUCAGGAACCAAUUAGCUAACUGCAGAUGGUACUCUGACAGUACUGAAGCUGAUCUGGUGGUCAUUGGCUCGGGCCCUGGUGGUUAUGUUGCAGCUAUCAAGGCUGCCCAGCUGGGAAUGAAAACAGUCUGUGUAGAGAAAAAUGCAACCCUUGGAGGCACUUGCCUUAAUGUUGGCUGCAUUCCUUCCAAAGCACUAUUGAAUAAUUCUCACUACUAUCACAUGGCCCAAAGUGAAUUCAAAAAUAGAGGAAUUGAUGUUACUGGCCUUUCAUUGAACCUUCCUCAAAUGAUGAAAGCAAAAGAAACAGCUGUGAAAUCUUUAACUGGAGGAAUUGCUCAUUUAUUCAAGAGCAACAAAGUGACACACAUCAGAGGACAUGGUAAAAUUACUGGUGCAAAUGAAGUUACUGCUCUUAAAGAAGAUGGAACCCAGGAAAUCGUCCGAACCAAGAAUAUUUUGAUCGCAACGGGAUCAGAAGUGACACCAUUCCCCGGAAUCGAUAUCGAUGAAGAACAAAUUGUCUCGUCUACUGGCGCACUUUGUUUAAAAACCGUUCCAGAGAAAAUGAUUGUCAUCGGAGCAGGAGUCAUUGGUUUGGAAUUGGGAUCAGUGUGGUCUCGACUUGGAGCCAAGGUGACGGCUGUUGAAUUUAUGAAUCAAAUCGGUGGUUUGGGUAUUGAUCAAGAAAUGGCAAAAUCGUUCCAAAGAAUCCUCACCAAACAACACAUGCAAUUUAAAUUGGGAACCAAAGUGUUGGGAGCACAAAAAUCCGGCGGAAAAAUCAUUGUGAACGUCGAAAAUGUCAAAUCUGCCAAGAAAGAAGAGAUGGAUUGCGACGUUCUACUGGUUUGUGUUGGUCGCCGUCCCUUCACGAAGAGUUUAGGUCUUGAAGAAAUGUCCAUCGAACUCGACCAGAGAGGAAGAAUUCCGGUCAAUUCACGUUUCCAGUCCGUUGUCCCCAACAUCUACGCCAUUGGUGAUUGCAUUCUCGGCCCCAUGCUGGCCCACAAAGCUGAAGAUGAAGGCAUCAUCUGUGUCGAAGGAAUUGCAGGAGGAUCCGUUCACAUCGACUACAACUGCGUACCUUCCGUCAUUUACACACACCCUGAAGUUGCUUGGGUUGGAAAAUCCGAAGAGGACUUGAAAUCAAUGGGAGUUGAAUACAAAAUUGGUAAAUUCCCCUUCGCCGCCAACAGCCGCGCCAAGACAAACGAUGAUACCGAUGGUAUGGUUAAAAUCUUAGGAGACAAGACUACUGAUCGGCUUCUUGGAGCUCACAUAAUUGGACCCGGUGCCGGCGAAAUGAUCAACGAAGCCGCAUUAGCCAUGGAAUAUGGUGCUUCCUGCGAAGACAUUGCCCGCGUUUGCCACGCCCAUCCGACCUGCUCGGAAGCACUGAGGGAAGCCAGUCUUGCAGCUUUCUCCGGCAAAGCCAUCAAUUUCUCAUAAGCGUUAGCAAGCUUAGAUUAUAAUAUAGAUAAUUCUAUGGAUUCCCCCAUUCUUUAACUGCAGUCCUUGUAUGAGGUUGUAUGUGUGUAAAAAAAGAAACAAGCUUAAAUAUAAACGCCUAACAUAAAA